AUGGCUAAACCUAUUCAUCAUAUCAUUAAACGGGCAUGCUUAGUGAUUAUAAUUGUUAAUGCAAUAUACUUAACUAGUUGUUUGAUUUUUUACUCGAAAGACAAUGAGUCAAUAAUUCAAUCUAUCAAGAACAGCAUUAUUACACCAACAUAUUCAUAUACGCAUUUGGAAGCAACUGAUCAAGAUGAAGCGACUGCAACAAACUAUGGGGAAGAAAUUAAGAAAUUACUCGAAGAGGUUAAAGUAAAUAAAGACAAUAAAUAUUGGUUAACUAAUACCAAACUUUCACAUACGAAAUUGACAGUCAAUGCAAAUGACUUCACAAAUAAUUCACAGAGUGAAACUUCAUGGAAAAACAAGAAUAGCAUAUUUUACGAUCCAAGAUUAACGUUAUCCCUUUAUAUUAAUUACAUAAAGCAUAAUUCUGGACAAGAGGUCAGUAAAGAGGAUUUAAAAGUGCCAUUUGAUUGGGCCGAUUGGGUUGAUUUAACUUUAUUGAAUGAAGACUUGGCUCAACCUUUAGCUGACAGAAAGAACUGCGAUUGGAUCAAAAAAUUUACCAAAAUAGAUCAAAAUUCUGAUAUUUCUGCUAUAAAAUGUAUGGACAAUUCUGAUUUAUCUCCGAAAUUAAUUAAGAACUUAGGAUUUGAUUCUCAUGAACAACUACCUGGUUAUGUGGUUUAUGGAUACUGUGAAAAUAGGGCAUUUCACGAUACAAGAAUCGCCCAAGGGAAAUCAUACAUUUUUACCCAUUUGCAAAAUCCUUAUAAAUUGAUAUUUUUAAAUAGAGAUGGUGGUACAUACGAAGUUGACGUUGAAGGUACAAAGAGUGGUAUUGCUAAGUCUGGUUUAAUGAAUGAAUAUUUAUCUAACAAUUUUGGAAACAAUAAAGAUGUGUUGAAGAAAAUAAACGUUGGUUCUGAAUUAAAUUUAGAAUUUGACCCUACUAAAGAAUUCAAAUCUUUAAAAAAAGAAGAAAAGGUUCAACCAAUGCAUUUGAAAUCGAAUGAAGACUCAUAUAAGAUGUAUGAAUUAUUACAUAACAAGGAUAUUACUAAAAGCCCUGAUUUGCAUCUACCAAACGAGGCAUUUCAUUAUUCUAGUUCAAUAGUACAUGAGAAAUUUACAUUGUUAGAAAGAUUAAGGAACUUACAAGACCUAACUAGAAGCGAGGAUGCCUUUUAUAAUUCUUUGAAACUUUCUAGAGAACAUAAUGGAAAUAGUGAGCCUGCCUACUUCCAAAUGUCAACUUUAUCGGUAAUUGGAGAUCCUCGUAAUGCAGAUAAAGAUCAAGGUUGGCAUUAUGAUUGGAGGUUCUUCAAUGGAGGUUUAACUUAUGAAAGGGAAGGGUGGACCAAGUCUGAAUUAACUAUUCGUACAAAUAUCAUCUUAGAAAGAUUAGUUCGUAAUUGGUUCAGAUUUGCAGAAGAAAAGGGACUUGUUUCCUGGUUAAUGCAUGGGCCAUUAUUAUCAUGGUAUUGGAAUGGUUUAACUUUCCCAUUUGACAAUGAUAUUGAUAUCCAAAUGCCUGUAAAAGAGCUAGUCAGGUUAGGAGAGAAUUAUAAUCAAACGCUUGUAAUUGAAGAUUUAGAAGAAGGGUAUGGAAAAUAUCUAAUUGAUGUUGGAACGUUUAUUCAUAAUAGAGAUAUAAGUACAACCGGUAAUCAUAUUGAUGCAAGACUUAUAGAUGUUGACUCUGGAAUUUAUAUUGAUAUUACUGGUUUAAGUACAAGCGAUGCUCCAGUACCACAACUAUUCUAUACUAAUGGCGUAUUUGGCGAUAAAGAAAAAGACAUGGAAAAGUACAAUGAUAGAAGAAAGCAUUUUUAUACAUUAGAUCAAUUGGCUCCAUUGAAAUAUUCAAUGUUAGGAGGAGUGCCAGCCUAUGUCCCAAACAAAAUAUCAUCCAGAUUACAUUUCGAGUACCCAAGUGGCUUGACCAGACCGGAAUAUUUACAAUGGCAUUUUGUUCCAAAAUUAGGAUUAUGGUUAUCCGAGGAACAACUUAAAGGUGCCUUUGAUGUGAAUGAUUAUAGUGUAUUACUUUUUCAUGACUCACACGUAGAUAAACUUAGCAUGAUGGAAUUGGUACUUGAUAUGUCGGACGAGGAAAUGUAUAAGCUUUUGAAAAGUGAUGAUAUGAUUUUAAGUGAAUAUUAUAAUACCCAGAAGUUGACAAAAUUGCAUGAAAGAGAAAAAAAAUACUUGUUCAAUAUUAAAAAUGAAUCAGCAACAGGUUCAACAGAUAUUGUUGUUGAAGAUAGGACAGAGUUGAAGUCGAAUGCAGAAUUGGAACUGGAGUAUAAUAAAUUUGUUAACAAGAAUUUUAAAAUGCGUAAACCGUCAACAAUUCCUUUAUUUCAAUAUGAGAGAUUCGAACAGCCCUCACACCAUGAGAAAUAA
Messenger RNA from Debaryomyces fabryi, 2403 nucleotides. RefSeq lists its product as uncharacterized. The record is from RefSeq and is a predicted model, not a curated record. The transcript has a single exon. NCBI's taxonomy places the organism in Eukaryota, Fungi, Ascomycota, Pichiomycetes, Serinales, Debaryomycetaceae. The coding region runs from base 1 to 2403 and encodes 800 amino acids.